Mycena citricolor is the source of this 531-nucleotide messenger RNA. Lineage: Eukaryota; Fungi; Basidiomycota; Agaricomycetes; Agaricales; Mycenaceae. The record is from the annotation of a GenBank genome assembly.
CACGGUGACUGCAAAGACCGUGGUAGGCAUCCGCCUGCAUAAGCAUCUCGGCGAAACAGAGGGGAAAAUCUGGGCGUCAUGCUGAUCUGCAGACACGAUCUAUAUCCAUGCCGUGCGCUGCGUUCCCAGGCGUCUGAUAAUGUGUGGGUGAUCGUGGGUGGAGGGGAAUCAAGAUGUCCCGUUUCAAACUGGUGCAUGCCAUCGCUCUCCGCAGAGUCGGUCAUUGGAGUAGUAGAAAGAGAGGCACAGAGUGGGGCUUCACCAGAGCACGAUAGAGGUGCACGGCGGCACAAGACUGAGGUCGAAACGAUCAGUUCGGCGACGCGGUCACGGGACCACGUGUGCUGCGCCAAUAUACGAAUCGAAAUUCUGGGCAUCAACUGCUGGGGCCGGACUACAUCUAGUACCGACAUGGCUCCCGAUCCUCCCGCCGUGCAUCGGCCCUGGUGCACCGCUAUUCCCGAGCGUCAUGAACAGUUUCUGCAAUGAAACCUGGUCAAAGCUAGUUCCUAAGCCACGUGAUUGAGCUCC